Daucus carota subsp. sativus is the source of this 2161-nucleotide messenger RNA. Its product is annotated as protein LAZ1 homolog 1. Gene Ontology annotation, molecular function: transporter activity. Gene Ontology annotation, cellular component: membrane. The record is from RefSeq and is a predicted model, not a curated record. The coding region runs from base 492 to 1715 and encodes 407 amino acids. Gene Ontology annotation, biological process: transport. NCBI's taxonomy places the organism in Eukaryota, Viridiplantae, Streptophyta, Magnoliopsida, Apiales, Apiaceae. The transcript has 11 exons.
CGUAUAAUCUUCAUCGAAGCGGAGAAAACGCUUGGACGACUUUGCACGAAACCUCCACACACACCAACCCAAGCAUCCCCACGCAACAAAACUUAUCACACACACUCUCUCUCCCACAACUCUCUCUCCUGAUUUCCCAGGGCUUGUUUACGAAUUAGAGAACCCUAAGUUUCGUGAUCACAACUGUUCAACUCCAAAUAAGGUCCUGUAGGUGAUAUUUAGUAGCUUUUCCAGCAAUUAGGCGGGUUUGCUGAUGGAAUGGGGAGGGAUUGUGUUGUCUCUAUGUUUUAUUCUGACUUUAGUUGAAUCGUCUCGGAUUCCCGAGGCUUUAUGGUCAGUGAGUUUGAGUGGCGAGCAUAGUUCCAUAUACAGCUGGACAAUCGGGAGCGCUAGUGUUUUUGUAGCUGUUGCGCUUGUUUUGUCCUUGUAUCUUAUUUUUGAGCAUUUAGCAGCCUACAAUCAGCCUGAGGUUUGAUCUCGAACAGAAAUUUAUGAUCGGACUCAUUAUGAUGGUUCCAGUCUAUGCUGUAGAAUCGUUUCUAUCACUAUUGGAUUCAGAUGCUGCAUUCAAUUGUGAGAUUAUCAGGGAUUGCUAUGAAGCUUUUGCAUUGUACUGCUUUGAGAGAUAUCUGAUAGCCUGCUUGGGUGGUGAGGAUAGUACUAUCAAAUAUAUGGAAAGUCAAGGCGUUGUCAGCUCUAGCAUGCCUCUUCUUGAAGAAUCAUAUUCUUAUGGAAUUGUUGAACACCCCUUCCCUCUCAAUUGCUUGUUAAAGGACUGGCAUCUUGGUGCCGACUUUUAUCAAGCUGUGAAAAUUGGCAUUGUUCAAUAUAUGAUAUUGAAGCUUAUAUGUGCGCUGGUAGCAAUGAUUACUCAAGUUUUUGGUGUCUAUGGUGAAGGGAAGUUUGAGUGGGGAUACGCAUAUCCGUACCUGGCAGUUGUUUUAAAUUUUAGCCAGACCUGGGCAUUGUAUUGCCUCGUACAAUUUUAUUCUGUUAUCAAAGAUAAAUUGGCACCAAUUAAGCCUUUGGCCAAGUUUCUCACAUUCAAGUCCAUAGUAUUCCUGACGUGGUGGCAAGGCAUAGCUGUGGCAUUUCUUUUUUCAAUGGGAGCUUUCAGAGGGUCCUUGGCAAAGGAGCUAAAAAUGCGUAUACAAGAUUAUAUCAUCUGCAUAGAGAUGGGAGUUUCUGCUAUAGUCCACCUUUAUGUUUUUCCAGCGAUACCAUACAAGCUUGGAGAGAGAUGUGUACGUAAUGUUGCUGUGAUGUCUGAUUAUGCAUCUCUUGGAACAGAUCCAGAUCCAGAGGAAGUUCGAGACUGUGAAAGAUAUACUAGAGUGCACUUAGGUCGCCAUACUGAUGGAGAAAAGCGGUUGAAUUUCCGGCAGAGUGUUCGUGAUGUUGUAGUUGGCAGUGGUGAAAUUAUCGUUGAUGACAUGAAGUACACAGUUUCGCAUGUUGUGGAACCAGUUGAGAGAGGAUUUUCAAAGAUAAACGAAAAAUUCCAUCAGAUAUCUGAAAAUGUCAAGCGGCUGGAGGAGCGGAAGAAGAAGACCAAGGAUGAUAGUUAUGUAAUUCCUUUAAAUUCCUGGUCAAAAGAGUUCUCGGAUGUGCAUGAUAAUCUGGUAGAAGGCAGUUGCAGUGACAGCAAUUUGCCCGAUGUUAAGAGGAAGUAUACCCAUUCUAAAGAAUUAGCUUCUCAAUUUAAACAUAGAUAGAUCUCAUCAUCAUUAUUCAAUUAUCAGUGGUAGAUGACUCGGCAACAUCCCACUUGUAGGUAAACAAUCUUUGAUACAUGACUACUGACGAUAUUUGGUGAAGAUAUUGAAAGACCCAUAGAUUGCGGUUGGCAAAUUAUGAAAAAGGUGGUGUGUUGUUUUUGACCUAAUACUAGAUAGGAAAUACUUGGAAGAGCAAAAUACAUGUGCCCCCGUGUAACAUGUAUUAUUCCUCACAAAUACAAUCAGCAUAAUCUUACAACUACAACUGUCUUGUUAACAAAACUACUACUUGAUAGUGCGACCUUGUAGGUAUGAUGUAUCAUUGUAUGUACAUAUAAUUUUCAGGGUACAAUUGUCAUAGGGUACAAACGUCAAUUUUCUAGUGAGUUUUUCUUUUGUGGGAUAUAAGUUAAUAGAACUACAGUAUAUUCAAUGGUGUGAUA